This is a messenger RNA of Ectocarpus siliculosus, 1077 nucleotides long. NCBI's taxonomy places the organism in Eukaryota, Phaeophyceae, Ectocarpales, Ectocarpaceae. The record is from the annotation of a GenBank genome assembly.
AUGCUGCACACCGUGGACAUGUUGCCUCCCACGGUACAGAUUUUGAUCGUGCAGGCCCCGGUGUGGGUGGCGGCUAUGUUCUUGCUUAUUCCUUCGGUGGCCAGCUUUGACUUCGAAGCAAACAGGUGCAAGGGUAACGCCCGAUACGUGCUGCUCGGCGCUUUCAACUACGCGGGGCUGCUGGUGAUCGGGUCGGUUUACCUGCUCUGGAAGAUGAGGGAUGCUCGCAGACAGAUGACCGAGUAUCGGGCGAUGAUGCUAUCGCUGGGGUCACUGCUGCUCACGUUGGCGGCGGUAAACCUGACGAUGGGGGCGAUAGCGCAGGACGACACCCUCACUCGCCGCAUCGCCUUGCUCAACAACAUGGUCAGGGGCCUCCUGCUCUUCUGGCCCGUGAUCUUCACCCCACUCUGCAAGUACGCCAAGCGGGACCAGCGAUACGCGGAACGGUUUUCGGCAGGCAUGAGGCCGUCCAUCACUCCUGCGAUGCUCAGGGCGUCUCUCGCUGACCAGCUCAAGGUGGACAAACUGUGGGCACUGUUCGAAAAGAUAGCGGAGGAGAGACUGCGGCCAGCCUUGCCCGGGUUCUACAAGGCGGUAAUGGAGAGAGAUAAGGAGGAGGGCCACUUUCAGAGGCAAGCGAUGACGAUGGACAUCAUGGACACAUAUAUCGCGGACAAUGCGGUCUGCAGGGUGGACCUUACCGAAGCCUGUCGAGAUAGGAUAUUGGCUUCAGAGGUCACCAGGUAUACCAUCUUCAGUGAGGCAGCCGCGGAGGUGCUAGAGGUACUGCAGGAGAGGUGCGAGAUGGCCUUCCAGGCAAGCCCUGCCUACGAAGAACUGCUGCGAAAGGCGGAGCAAGACGAGGCCCAGAUGGAAGCCCUUGACAAGGCGAACCUCCUGCCGAAGCGAAAGGCCGUGGGAUUCGACUUCGACGAACGCCAAACCUACAACUCGAGAUCCGACCGCUGGACCAAUUCGACGGUGGCCGCGAGUUCUCUGGGCGGAGUGCACAUGCUGCACGACCACCGGGAGCAGUACGUGCCAGUGCGUGAGGCAUCCAGGCAGAGAAAGUGA